Molecule: messenger RNA, 828 nt
Organism: Drosophila novamexicana
Lineage: Eukaryota; Metazoa; Arthropoda; Insecta; Diptera; Drosophilidae
Product: V-type proton ATPase 21 kDa proteolipid subunit-like
Exons: 3
Coding region: 120-758 (212 amino acids)
Biological process (GO): proton transmembrane transport
Cellular component (GO): proton-transporting V-type ATPase, V0 domain
Molecular function (GO): proton-transporting ATPase activity, rotational mechanism
Source: RefSeq, a predicted model, not a curated record
AUGAUAGAGAAAAUGUACGUCAUGUGAUUGUGGAUUCUUUUUUUCGCACGAAGCAGUCACCUGUCGGCCGAGAAAAAUACAAUUACGCCUGCAAUUAGACAGACAAAAAAACGUGCAAGAUGGCGCCACAAAUACGCACAGUCGUAACGCAAACAUUUCUAUGGCUCUUCCUCGCCGCUGCCACCAUACUUAUCCUCUACUUUGUUAUGACUGGCAAGGGCGAACGCGUCAGCGUUGGCUGGUUCCUGGCCUCCUCAAGCCCGUACAUGUGGGCCUGCCUAGGCAUCGGACUAUCCGUCUCCCUGUCCGUCGUCGGCGCCGCCCUUGGCAUACACACCACGGGCACCAGCAUUGUGGGCGGCGGCGUCAAGGCGCCACGCAUUAAGACCAAGAAUCUGAUAUCGGUCAUCUUCUGCGAGGCCGUCGCCAUCUACGGCCUGAUCACGGCCAUUGUGCUCUCCGGCCAGCUGGAGCAGUUCAAAAUGGAAUCGGCGCUAGCCAGCGAGAGCGUCAUGAACCAGAAUUGGUUCUCGGGCUAUUUGAUUUUCGGUGCAGGUCUUGCCGUUGGUCUGGUCAACUUGUUCUGCGGCAUUGCGGUCGGCAUUGUGGGCUCCGGCGCUGCGCUUUCGGAUGCAGCGAAUGCUGCGCUAUUUGUUAAGAUACUGAUUGUGGAGAUUUUCGGCUCGGCCAUUGGACUCUUUGGUCUGAUUGUGGGCAUCUAUAUGACAUCCAAGGCCAAAAUGGGCGAUAAGGAUUAAGUGGACGCAACAGCACGCUCGCAGUCUAUUGUGUCACGCGCUCCAUCAACCCACAACAACAACAACAACA